This is a messenger RNA of Pollicipes pollicipes, 440 nucleotides long. RefSeq lists its product as uncharacterized. The coding region runs from base 57 to 440 and encodes 127 amino acids. The transcript has 4 exons. The record is from RefSeq and is a predicted model, not a curated record. NCBI's taxonomy places the organism in Eukaryota, Metazoa, Arthropoda, Thecostraca, Pollicipedomorpha, Pollicipedidae.
CGGUCGGAGCGCGCGGCUGAGGCGCUACGCGACCCGGUGCCGCUGCGGCGCGCGACAUGCUCUCAGUGAUGUUGUUCGAGAACGCGCGCUCGUCCAUCAAGAACCUCGGCAACACAGCUACUGGCCAAUGGCUGGCCAAACGGAAGCUCUUCAAGCUGAACUCGACGCCCGGCAGCGCCGAGGACCUCGCGGCCGUGAUGGAGGCAGCCGGCGUGACGCCGCCCGGCCGCGGCCACCAGCGCAACCACAGCGCCACCAGCCUCGGCAUCAGCAGCAACCACAGCGUGUCGCUGGCCAGUGUCAGCAGCGAGGGCUCUGCCGACUCGCACCUGGUCGAGCAGGAGGACAUCGUCGCCCUGACGCACGACGUGCGUGCCUUCAAGGAGGCGCUCGGCAAGCUGCGCCGCAUCUUCCACCCGGAUAAAGAUGACGCUCUAUGA